Lactuca saligna is the source of this 453-nucleotide messenger RNA. Lineage: Eukaryota; Viridiplantae; Streptophyta; Magnoliopsida; Asterales; Asteraceae. The record is from the annotation of a GenBank genome assembly.
AUGUUGAAGACAACAAUUUCUUUGCCUUGUCUCAGAGUUAAUUCUGGUUUAGUUAAAGCCGAUGAUGUUGGCAGUGGGAGGAGUUUGAAAAUAGUUUUGCAGCUUUUAAAAGGUAGUCAUAUCAGUCAUACGAUAAUCAGUGCCAUAGAGACCAUAGAGAUCAUUGAAAUUGUUAGAGUUGAGGCCAAUACUUCAAUUGAUGAAGUAAAAGCUUUGCAGAAAUUGAAGAGUUCUUUUCAGUUGGAAUGGCGAUCCAUGUGUUCCACAGCAGCAUCCAUAGAGUGGAAUUGGGUGAUGAAUAAGGCUGGAAUGCACAGCCGGAAUGGCCUGGAAUGCAAUCACGAAUGGAUUGCAGGAAUGGAGAAUGUGACAUCAAGGUCGGUUGUUUAUGGUGUAUUGGAUGCUAACAUCUGGUGUAUUAGAUUCUUUUAUGCGAUAGUUGUAAUACUAUAG